Messenger RNA from Dracunculus medinensis (Guinea worm), 810 nucleotides. Lineage: Eukaryota; Metazoa; Nematoda; Chromadorea; Rhabditida; Dracunculidae. The record is from the annotation of a GenBank genome assembly.
AUGUAUAUCGAAGGAAUGUCGUCAUUCCGAACACAAACUAUGGAUUUUCAAUUAGAUGUUUAUUUUCAACAGUUUUGGAAGGAUCCACGUCUUGCGCACAAUGAAUCUAGACGAAUUUUGAUUCGUGAUCGAACAAUUCUAUCAAAAGUUUGGCAUCCUGAUAUCUACUUUGCGAAUGCUCGUAUUGCAGAAUUUCAUCAAGUAACACAACCUAAUUUUUUGGUUUGGAUUGAACCUGAUGGUUCUAUUUUAUAUGAUACAAGAAUAUCGAUGGUUGUAAUGUGCAUGAUGAAUUUAGCCAAAUGGCCUUUAGAUGAACAACGAUGCUAUCUUCGAAUUCUUAGCUAUGCUUACGAUAUUGAGUUAUUACGAAUUGCCUGGCAAGAAAAUGAACCGAUAACACGAAAUAUGAAAAUUGCUAUGUCAGAUAUGCGAAUUGUUGAUUUAAAACCAGGCCUUUGCGAUGGGAAUUAUUCCACUGGAAUAUGGAGUUGUGUAACUGCAGAAUUUUAUGUAAAACGAGAAAUGACACAUCAUGUUAUGCAGAGUUAUGUUCCAACUACUCUUAUUGUUAUGAUAUCUUGGUUUUCAUUUUGGCUGGAUGUGGAGGCCGUACCUGCGAGGGUAUCGUUAGCAAUUACAACUUUGCUUACACUUUCAACACAAGCAAAUGCAGCCAGAAUGGCUCUUCCCGAAGUAUCUUAUAUGAAAGCAAUUGACGUUUGGAUGGGAACAUGUAUGAUGUUCGUUUUUGGAGUAAUGAUUGAGUUUACAAUUGUUAAUUAUGCUCAACGUCAAGGUAUUUUAUAA